CUCGCCAUCCAUCAUACGUUCAUUGGGUCUUUACUCCCGACUCUUCCCAAUCUGCAGAGAUGUCGGCACCACAUUUUGCCAAUUUCGUCGUCAAGAGGCCAUGGCUUCGGGCCUGGAUGCAGCCGCUGGCUAACUGGUAUGCCAACGCCUCGGGAUAUCGUCAGAUCGGUCUGAGGGCCGAUGAUUUGAUCCCCGAAGAAAGCGACAUCGUUCAGCAAGCCUUGAAGCGACUACCCCCGAAAGAAGCCUACGACCGUGUCUUCCGGAUGCGAAGAGCUUUCCAAUGCUCGCUUUCACAUCAACUGCUCCCGAAGGCAGAACAGACGACCGCAGAACAGGAUGUCCCGUAUCUUUCACCGAUCAUCGAAGCUAUCGAAGCCGAGCAGAAAGAGCGGGCGGAUAUGGAUGCUAUUGUCGUUGCGCGCCCGAAGGCGCAGCACUAAGCUCAGUCGAACCGCAUCUCCACACCGUUCUUUGUCAAUAUUGAUAGAAUGUACAAUACCAGAGGAGUGUCUCAAUACGAACGAUAAGAAUCAGUUAUACGUUUGUGCCGAGCAUCCAUAGCCAAGAGGCUUGACCGACCAGCUGAUAUGAAUUGAAUCUUGUCCCAUAUUGUAUUGAUUCACUCUCGGGCAGGAUCGGAACUUCCCAUUUGGUCCCAUACAUGCAUGAGUAUUGUGAUGCCGGGUUUCAUUACGGAAAGGGUUCUUUGUCGGGGUACAUACUUGCGCGACUCACGUAGUACUUCAUGAGAUCAGAAUUGCUAUGUAACAUGCUACAGCUCACUUG
Messenger RNA from Eremomyces bilateralis CBS 781.70, 789 nucleotides. Its product is annotated as ubiquinol-cytochrome c reductase subunit 7. The record is from RefSeq and is a predicted model, not a curated record. Gene Ontology annotation, biological process: mitochondrial electron transport, ubiquinol to cytochrome c. Lineage: Eukaryota; Fungi; Ascomycota; Dothideomycetes; Eremomycetales; Eremomycetaceae. The transcript has 4 exons. Bases 60 to 443 code for a protein of 127 amino acids.